AUGGGGCUUGCGGCCCAGAUGUUCCACAAGGCCCCGACAACCGGAGAGCCCGACACCCUGCAGGAGCCCAGCCCAGGACGCCCCACGGAGGAGCAGAAGGAGAAGGAGCUGCAGCACAAGGCCCUCAUGGCGAGCAUGUUCAACAAGCAGGUGGACAAGAAGGGCCGGGCGUUUGACCCCGUGGCGAAGAAAAAGGCCAAGGAGGCCGAGGAGGAGGCCCUCGCCGCCGGGAAGAAGCUGAAGGAGGAGGUGGUGAAGGCCAUCAUAGAGGGCAUCGCCAACACGAUCCGUCUGACGGAUCCGAAGAAGGGCAUCCGCAUGUCCGAGCUGGGCGGCCACCCCAUCAUGCACGCGCUGAAGGAGAAGCACGCGAACGAAUUCAAGACGAUUCAGCUCCUUCUCUUCAUCAAGGCGCAGAAAAACGUCUUCUGGAUAGACGACGAGGAUAGCACCAAUCCAACACUCCGCUGCAAAGAGGACGUGGACGCCGAGACAGCCCCGGACGAAAGGUCCAUAGAGGAGAUCAUCGAGGAGAGGCGGCAGAGGCUGGGACCAGGCGGCACGCCCGUGACCAAGGAGACGUUCAAGGCGUGGAAGGAGAAGAGGGACGCCGAACGGGCGGCGAAGGAGGAGCAGCAGAGGACGGAGGCGAAGAAGAGCGGCGGGAAGACCGCCGUCGGCAUGAGCGGGCGCGAUUUGUUCACCUACGACGCGUCGCUGUUCGUGGACGACGACGACGCGGUGGACGAGAAAGCCUACGCGGACAGGGUGGAGGGCCCCCUGAGCGACCGCGAGAGAGAGGACGAGGACGAGGAGUCCGACGACGACUCGGUCGAGGAUGCCGCCGAAGAGGGUGGCGCGAGAGGUAGCGGCGACGGCGCUCCCGGCGCGCCGUCCUCGUCCGCCAGACAAGAAGGGGACGCCGCUCCGAUCGAUGCGGACGUCUUCCUGGAGGAGGGGCAGGGUCCGCGAGACCCCGAAGACGAGGAGUCGUAG
Molecule: messenger RNA, 996 nt
Organism: Prorocentrum cordatum
Lineage: Eukaryota; Dinophyceae; Prorocentrales; Prorocentraceae
Source: the annotation of a GenBank genome assembly